CUCCUUCAGCAACCGGAAAUAACCAUCUUACCAGCCUAUAAAUAUAGAGAAGGGUUUUUGUCUUGAAUAUUACUAAUAAAAGGGCAAUAGGCAAAAAAGUGACCUCUUUUAAAAAUUCCUGAAAUGUGACUAAUAAAUGACAAGCUUGCUUAUAUACACACUGCUACAGUGACACGAGACACAGUGACACAAGACACAGUGACAUCCACCCUCCUUGUCACCACCUCCCACCGGUGACUGCCGCCGCCGCCGCCAGAGACCGUCGCCGACCAUAGUGACAACGACCAUAGUUACAACGACCAUAGUGACACAAUAUUGACGUUGUCACUGCCUAGUGACACUGAUUUUUCAGUGACGCCACCCGUUACUAUGAUCGUCGGAAAAUUUUCGUUGUUGUUGUUACUCCGACUGCUACCACUGCCCUGUCACUAUGAUCGUCGGAAAAUUUUCCGGCUACAGCUCUGCUGGCGCCGUGGACGAAGCCGACCCCUUCCACCUGCCAAUUACUGCCACACCACAGCUCAACCAUGGUCAACCCUAACCAGAUCCAGUUCGGACAGAUCUGAAAGUCUAGCAGCCACAAUCCUUUAGAUCCGAUAGAGAUCCGACAGGAUGGGCGGCAGCAGCAGAGCUCGAGGUGGUGGCUUUGUCCAUGGCGGGUAGCAGAGCUUGAGGCGGUAGCUUCGUCAAUGGCGGAAUCAGAGAUCGAGGCGGUGGCUUCGUCCAUGGCGGUAGCAGAUCUCGAGGCGGUGGCUUCGUACAUAACAGCAGCAGAGCUCGAGGCGGUGGCCGGCUUCAUCCACAGCGGCAGCAGGGCUCACAGGCGGCGGCUUUGUCCAAGGCGGCAACAGAGCUCACAAGAGAGGGAUGAGAUGCAGAGGAUAUUGAGUUCACAGGAGAGAAGGAUGCGUUGCUCUGUGCGUGAAGCCUUUUCCGUCCAGGGGGUUUGUGCGCAGGAGGAGAAGGGGUUGUGGUUCUGCUAUGCGGACAAAGUUUUUAGAUCACAUUUUUAGGAAAAGCAAAAGGAGCCGUAUUUUGGUCUCUUCAAAGUGCCCAGGUCAUAUGUGUGCCAUUCUUUCUAUAGGGAAAGUUUUGGUUGGAAAAG
Molecule: messenger RNA, 1105 nt
Organism: Cuscuta epithymum
Lineage: Eukaryota; Viridiplantae; Streptophyta; Magnoliopsida; Solanales; Convolvulaceae
Source: the annotation of a GenBank genome assembly